Molecule: messenger RNA, 1060 nt
Organism: Thermothielavioides terrestris NRRL 8126
Lineage: Eukaryota; Fungi; Ascomycota; Sordariomycetes; Sordariales; Chaetomiaceae
Exons: 1
Coding region: 53-934 (293 amino acids)
Source: RefSeq, a predicted model, not a curated record
CCCCGCGUACCCAGAGUCCCAGACAUCCACACUUGUUCACUCAGCCCGUACAAUGCCAAGCAAGACCUGGUUCCUCCCUCCCGACUUCACCUUCCUCCCAGACGGGCAAAUCGCCCUGGGCAAUGUCAUCGCCGACCCGCGGCGGCCGACCGCAACGCUCGCCUCGCUAGCCGCUCACCCGACCAUCCCGCUGCCCUCGGCCCAGUCCAUCAUCGAGAAGAACCGCAGCUUCACGACCGAGAAGAACCGGUCCUUCGGGCUCAGGCUCCUCGCAUCGCUCCUCGACCUGGCCGGCGCCCACGGCCAGACGGACCUGUCGCGGUACAAGAGCCGGACGUUCGGCGCGGCGGACCACGAGGUGCGCGCGUUCAACGGGCCCAUCUCCCGCGAGGCGCUGGAGGCGAUCGUCGCCCUCGACGGCGUGAGGCAGCACAUCCGCAGCGGCCGGUUCGGCCCGCGGCCCGUGUACCUCAUCACGGGCCUGCGCGUGGCGCGGCAGAGCUUCACCGUCGCGGACGAGAAGGGGAGGAAGACGGCGGUCGCGGUCGGGGGCUCGGGCCCCGUGCCCGCUGGUCCUGUGCCUUUGGGGCUGGGGGCCGAUGUCUCGGGGAGUAGGGAGCACCGGAGGGUGGACGUGUACGAGACGGCGCCGGGGAUUGUGUUUGCGUACCGGCUGCAUGUGAUUCGGCCGAAACGGGCGGGUGCGGAGGCGGAGCUAUUUUCCGACAGGACGGCCUUCUUCAGCGGCGGGCCUGAAGAUGACGAGGAGGAGGAGGGGAUGGAGGCCGUCGAGGUGAAUGCGGCGGUGCUUCGGGAGGACCUGGACCUGGACCUAGACGGUUAUGAGGAAAGGUGGAUCGAGGAGGGGGAUGACGAAUCUUAUGUUGUGUUCGGACCUGAAGACAGUUUGGCAGCCCCGGCAUCCCGUCUUUGAACAAAGCGAAGCAAAUUAGCAUCGGUCAGGUCCCAUUGAUGGUGUCUGAGCUCUAAAUGCACUAGCGGAAAAGCUUCUUUAGCACUUCGGCGUCCAACACGAGACAAAGCCUUUGUCCGAUGACUC